CCUGUAGGCUGCUUCAAGGAAGUGAGAAAAUAUGUGGAACCAACAGGUCGGACCACAUUCGGGCACAAUCAUGUGACUCCAAAUGAAAGCGCUGCAUAGCGUGAUUCAGUCAGCAGUGAAGCAGAGAAUCGCCAGAGCUGAUCUGCAGAGAGAGUCCUUGUCCUCCUCCUCCUGUCUGGAGCUCCUGAGGGAUCCUGCUACUCUUCCCUGUGGACACACCUGCCGUAAGACCUGUGUGGAACCAAUGAGUGAAGGUUCACAUGACGUGACAUUCUCUCCAGCUCCGAUCAUCCAGGCGGUGGUGGAACACACACACACACACACACGGGACUCACUGCUGUGGAUCAACACACCGACAUCCAACACAAUCUGAGUUCACAACUUUGGACCGGAACAACUGAGCUCCGACAUGGACCCGAGACUGAGGAGAGGAGCCUCGCUCACAGGUGACGCCUCUGCUGAGACUCGGGGCAGAGAGGAGGGAGACCCCCCCUCUAAAGGACCUGGGACCAGAGCUCAGAGAUCUGCGCUGCAGCCAGAACCAGCUGGACCUGGACCUGCACCUGGACCUGGACCCAGCUGUGUGUCUCUGAAGAGUGAUUGGUCCAUGGGGAGAUGGAUUAACUUCAGAGGAGGAGCGGCGUCUUCAGCUCCAAGGAUCCAUCAGGAACCAGAAGAGUCUGGACUCUGCUGUGACUCUCUGAAGAGUAAUUUUUCCAAGGAUCUCGUGAUUGACUUCAAAGAUGGACCUGAGUCUCCUGAGGAGAGAGAGGACCAUCAGAGCUCAGAGCUUCUCAGUGGUCAGCAACAUCCGGACUCCACACGGCAGCGACUGGAGCAGAAGUUCCUCAGCUAUGUGAACAGAGUCUGGAGGCUUCUGGGUCCAGAUGAGCCAGAGCCUCCAGAGACUGAGGAAGAGGAGCAAUGGAGGAGCAUCAGAGAAGAAUUCCUGAAGAUCACAGUUCACCUCCUGAGGAACAUGGAGGAGGAGGAUCUGGCCCAGCGUCUGUGGAGCAGAAGUGGUGCUGGAGCGUGUGCAGGGCGACUGAAGAGGAGCCUGCAGAAGAAGUUCCACAGUGUGUCUGAGGGGGUCGCUAGAGCAGGAAACUCUGCCCCUCUGAAUCAGAUCUACACAGAGCUCUACAUCACUGAGGGGGGCACAGAGCAGGUCAACCAGGAGCACGAGGUCCGACAGAUCGAAGCAGCAACCAGGCAGCAGACCAGACCAGGAACUACCAUCAGACCAGAAGACCUCUUUAAAGCCUCACCUGACACAGACCCACCAAUCAGGAGCCUGCUGACGAAGGGCGUGGCUGGCAUUGGGAAGACCCUCCUGACACAGAAGCUGACUCUGGACUGGGCUGAAGACAAAGCCCACCACAACUUCCAGCUCCUGUUUCCUUUCACCUUCAGAGAGCUGAACCUGCUGAAAGAGAAGCAGUUGAGUUUGGUGGAACUUGUUCAUCGCUUCUUUCCUGAAACCAAAGACUCAGGACUCAGCAGCUUUGAAGGAGUCCAGGUUCUGUUCAUCUUGGACGGUCUGGACGAGUGUCGACUCCCUCUGGACUUCAACAGUCGGGUCCUGACAGCAGCUACAGAGUCCACCUCAGUAGACGUCCUGCUGACCAACCUCAUCAGGGGGAAGCUGCUUCCCUCAGCUCAGCUCUGGAUCACCACACGACCUGCAGCAGCCAAUCAGAUCCCUCCUGAGUGUGUGGACAUGGUGACCGAGGUCAGAGGCUUCACUGACCUCCAGAAGGAGGAGUACUUCAGGAAGAGGUUCAGAGAUGAGGAGCAGACCACCGUCAUGUCUCACAUCAGGAGCUCACGAAGCCUCUACAUCAUGUGUCACAUCCCCAUCUUCUGCUGGAUCACUGCCACAGUUCUGGAGGACAUGUUGAAGAGCAGAGAGACCGGAGAGCUGCCCAAGACCCUGACUGAGAUGUACAUCCACUUCCUGGUGGUUCAGGCCAAAGUCAAGCAGCUCAAGUACCAUGGAGGAGCUGGGACCGACCCAGUUUGGGAUCCUGAGAGCAGGAAGAUGAUGGAGUCUCUGGGAAAACUGGCUUUUGAGCAGCUGCAGAGAGGAAACUUGAUCUUCUAUGAGUCAGACCUCACAGAGUGUGGCAUCGACAUCACAGCUGCUGCACUUUACUCAGGAGUCUUCACACAGAUCUUCAGAGAGGAGAGAGGACUGUACCAGGAGAAGGUCUUCUGCUUCAUCCACCUGAGUCUCCAGGAGUUUCUGGCUGCUAUUCACGUUCACAUGACCUUCACCAACUCUGGAGUCAACCUGCUGAGAACAAAACAAAAAUCCAGAUUGACUAAAAUCUUAAGACUGAAAUCAAAUGAACAGUUCUACCGGACAGCUGUGGUCCACACCCUUGAGAGUUCAAACGGACAUCUGGACUUGUUCCUGCGGUUUCUCCUGGGUCUUUCACUGAAGAACAACCAGACUCUCCUGAGAGGUUUGUUGACACCGACAGGAAGCACAUGGACUAAUAAGAACACAUCUAAGAUCAUCAAGGACGAGAUCAGAGAGAUUACGUCUACUGAGAGAACCAUCAACUUGUUCCAUUGCCUGAAUGAACUGAAGGUCACUUCUGUCAUGGAGAAGGUCCAACAGAAGCUCCGAUCAGGAGAUAUCUCCAGAAAGCUGACUCCCACUGACUGGUCUGCUGUCUCCUUCAUCCUACUGACCUCAGAGGAAGAUCUGGACGUGUUUGACCUGAACAAAUACUCUGCUUCAGAGGAGGCUUUUCUGAGACUGCUGCCUGUGGUCAGAGCUUCAAACAAAGUUCUGUUGAGACGCUGUGAACUGUCUGAGAGAAGUUGUCCACCUCUGUCCUCAGUCCUCAGCUCUCCGUCCUCUAGUCUGACACAACUGGACCUGAGUGAGAAUGACUUGCAGGAUGCAGGAGUGGAGCUGCUGUCUGCUGGACUGAAGAGUCCACACUGUCACCUGGAGACUCUCAGUCUGUCAGGGUGCAUGAUCUCAGAGAGAGGCUGUGCUUCUCUGGCCUCAGCUCUGACCUCUAACCCCUCCCACCUGAGAGAGCUGGACCUGAGCUACAAUCAUCCAGAAGGUCCAGGACUGGAGCUGCUGUCUGCUGGACUGAGGAGUCCAGACUGGAGGCUGGAGACUCUCAGGCUGGACCACGGUGGGGAGCAGAGGUUAAGACCCGGUCCUAGGAAGUACAUCUGUCCUCUCACACUGGACCCAGACACAGCACACCGGCGCCUCCUACUGUCCGACAACAACAGGUCGGUGAGACGUGCCACAGAAGUUCAGAACCAUGCAGAACACCCAGACAGGUUCCGAAGGUGGGAGCAGCUGCUGUGUAGAGAAGCUCUGACUGGUCCAUGUUACUGGGAGGUGGAGUGGAGAGGAGGAGUGAUCAUCUCAGUGGCGUACAGAAGAAACAGAGGAGAAGAGGAGUGUUGGUUCGGAUACGACGAUCAGUCCUGGAGUCUGAUCUGCUACGAUGAAGGUUAUUAUGUCCGGCACAGUGGAACACGAACCAAGAUCCAGUCCAGUCCUGACUCGAAGAGAGUGGGAGUGUUUGUGGACUGUCCAGCUGGAUCUGUGUCCUUCUACAGAGUCUCCUCUGAUGCUCUGGUCCACCUCCACACCUUCUCCACCGCCCUCACUCGACCGCUGUACCCAGGGUUUGGACUGUGGUGGCCCGAGUCUUCUGUGACUCUGUGUGACCCGGCCCAGUCUGCUGCUGUGUAGAGUGUGUGUGAGCGCGUGCCUGUGGUGAGGAUGGCGUAAGUGUCGACUUCAGAGCCAGACUCGGAGGUGAUGACAACAUGAAUCUGUCCUGCUGCAGCUGUGUGAUGCAGGGGAAGAAACUGACGGAGUGGGUGGAGUCACGUGAGGCAGACACUCCUGGACACACUCCGGAGGACCGUCCUGAAGGAGGCGCUGUGCAGACCGUCUUCUCAGUGGACAUGAGCAGCUCCUCCACACACCUUGGACAAAAUGUAACAUUAGAAUCGGCAGCCUCAUAUCAUUGUGUCUGAGUUCCAUGAUGUCCAUUUCAUCACCAACUAACGUGUGUGUGAAGCGAGGUGCGCUUCCUCCCGUGUAUCUCUGCGCGUCCGUUCACUUGUGAGAAUGACUAACCAACAAGUUAUACCCAAGAAAUGUGUUUGCUGACAGAGGAGUCUCAUACAUGAGCAGAAUUCUGGCUCACAAGACAUGCUCCCCUCCUCCAACUUGACUAAAACAGUCUGGAGAAAGUGUCAGACUUUCCGUCGCCUGAAACUAAAGCAGGGUGAAAGGAAUACGGACGUGACUCCGCCGAAACAGCUUGAUUCAAAGACACUGGACCACAAAAACAACUUGCUGAUGGCAUGAUAAUGACGAAUCGUCCUGUGGAUGUGCCGCUUUGUUCAGUUGCUCAAUACUUGUUCACUGUGGACGUCUGGUUGAACGUCCACUUCUCAUCUCAUCUGAUCCAACACCAACAUUGUAGAUGCUCACACAAUGGAGCUCGGCUUGACGCUCUCAAUAUUCUCGCUGCGUUGUUGAAUAAAUCCACGUAGAAUCGUUCAGAAAUGUUUCAACAGUUUACUGGCGCCGGACAGUAAAAAGUACAAAAAAAAUGGCAUCGAAGCAACUGUAACAUCCAAAUAACAAUGUAUCGAAAGCUAUCCACAGAGACAGCGAGAGAGAGGUCAAAAAAACAGGCUCCACUCUUGCUUGUUCCCCGACUGCCCUUACGGAAGCCCCAAGGUGCCUAAAGGUGCGCAGCAACUCCAAACUUCCACAUGCUCCCAUCCACCUCAAACCAUACGACCGAUAAAUGACAAACUAGUCACACAAACAAACUCGCAAACAGGCCCUUCAUUCUCUCCAUCCAAAUAAUAAUCUUAUAUUGUUAUAAAUUGUAUCUGUUUUUUAAAUGAACUGAAAUCAUUUAUUAUUCUUUUAAACCAAAAAUCAAAGAACAGCAUCUAGGUUCCGACAAACAUAAAUAGCAUGAAGAAAACACCUGUCAUCAACAACUUGGUUGUUCGUUGACUCGAGUGUUUGCCACCCUGGUGACGUUCUGGCAUCGUUCUGAAUCAAAAGCAAUCGACAGUGAGGGUAACAGAAGAAGUCGCCCAGUGCGUCACUACUGUGGAUGUGGAGCUUUAGUUUCCAAACUGCUGCUUGCACCAGCAUCUUCACUCUCCCACCCAGACCACGGUCAUCUUAAGGUCCAUUCACACCGGCAAAUGAAGGAACAGCUUUCUUCUUCACUGACUCCACACUUCAUCUCCUGACUAGCGUCUACUCUCUGUGGACUGUGGUCUGAACUGCGACCAUCCUCUCUCCUCUGCGUGACUCCGCCGCCCCAAUUGGCUCAGUGCAUGCGCACGUUUUGACCCACCACGAGCGACUUGAAAAGAAAUCGGCUCUUCAACAUCAGCCAGCUCCAAUAGUUCACUUCACAUAGCAGCUCUUCUAGUUGCUGGUCGUUCCAUUGUGUGUGUCACGCUGUCACUCGGCGGACGGUCUGAGAGGGAACAUGGGUGCAAACCUACCUGCUACCUUGCUGCUACUGCAUCUCCAGUCAUGUUCCCCGAGGAACAUGGAGAUGAAGGGCUCCAGAAGAGAGAGGACGGCGAAGAUGCCGCAGACCGCUCCGCUCCUCGGUUACCUUUGUAAGAAGUUAUAUUUGUCACUACGCGUGGUUCCGUUUUAUUUUGGAGGGGUAACGGAAAUGUGGAACUGUUGAUGGGUGUUGUAAAU
Synchiropus splendidus (mandarinfish) is the source of this 5743-nucleotide messenger RNA. Its product is annotated as NLR family CARD domain-containing protein 3-like. The record is from RefSeq and is a predicted model, not a curated record. Bases 410 to 3736 code for a protein of 1108 amino acids. Gene Ontology annotation, molecular function: protein binding. The transcript has 12 exons. NCBI's taxonomy places the organism in Eukaryota, Metazoa, Chordata, Actinopteri, Syngnathiformes, Callionymidae.